Paramecium octaurelia is the source of this 389-nucleotide messenger RNA. The record is from the annotation of a GenBank genome assembly. NCBI's taxonomy places the organism in Eukaryota, Ciliophora, Oligohymenophorea, Peniculida, Parameciidae.
AAUAGUUGAUAAAUGUCAUAUUAAUUUAAGAAUUCUUAAUGGCAAGCUAGAAAAAAAGAGUUGAAAUCAAGACGUUAGUCAUAAUCAAGAAAAUUCAAUAAUAUCAAAGCCUAGGUCUAAAUAAAUAAUUCAGCAUUUAAUUGUAAAAAUAAUUAUGUAUUAGAUCUUUCAAUUGAGGCACCUCCGUCCCUGAAACCAGCUAAGAGAUAUUGCGAUGUAACUGGAUUUGAAGUAAUGAUAAAUCUAUGUUUUAGGCAAAAUAUAAAGAUCCUGUUACUCAAUUAUAUUAUUGUGAUUCAAUAGUUUUCAACUAUAUUAGAAAUUGCCCAAAGGCAAGCGCAGAGACUUAUUUAAAUAUCAGAGGGUGCACUUAAAAAUUGAUUUCAUGA